Molecule: messenger RNA, 489 nt
Organism: Ambispora gerdemannii
Lineage: Eukaryota; Fungi; Glomeromycota; Glomeromycetes; Archaeosporales; Ambisporaceae
Source: the annotation of a GenBank genome assembly
AUGUCUUUUCGUUCAAUUGACAUAGACGCAUUCGACGAGGAACGACUUUCCGAGAAAGAAAUCUUUGAGUUUUCACAUAGUGGUGGUGGCGAAGGGAUAGAACAACAGUCGCCAGAAGCAGUUUUUGCUUCUGUUCAGGUCAAGGAGGUGGAAGCGCGUAGCCUUUUGCAAAAAGGAAACGCCGCCAAUGCUCUCACAAUAGCAAUAGACAAUCCACCUUACGGGCUAGAUAGAGAUAACGCAAAGGAGUUAAAUGCAAAAAUAGUCAUGGAUGUUUUGAACUCUGUAAAAACAACAGACAUUCCCUUGAUCGUGAAAUCGUUAUCAAGUGAACAACAAGAUACACUGAUGAAAUAUAUAUAUAGAGGAAUGGCAACUCCCGAGUCGUCGUCUUCUUCUGCUAUACUGCUGAAUUGGCACGAGAAAUUGACUGAAAUUGCUGGAGUUGGUUGCAUUGUGCGAGUCAUCACUGAUCGGAAAACUGUCUGA